AUGCAAAAUCCACAAGCCGUGAUUGCUGGUGGAAAAAGUGGUACCACGGUGGUUCUGGACAAUAUUGAAGCUGCUCUCACCAUCGGAAACAUUCUAAAAACCACGUAUGGGCCAUUUGGAAGAGAUAAAUUAUUUUGUGAGAGUGAAACUGGACAAAUUAUCAUUUCCAAUGACGGUGCAACGAUUUUGAAAUAUUUAAAAAAGAAAAUCAAAAAGAAUUCGGAAUUAAGUAAUCCGGGUAAAAUGUCCAAAGAUGAAACCAUACGAUGGGCGUUCAGUACGGAGCCUGUGAUUGACUUACUGGUGAACAUUAGUGAAACACAGGAUUCACAAGUUGGGGAUGGCACUACGAGCGUGGUGUUAUUAACAUGCGCCUUGCUGAAACAGGCAAGACGACUAAUGUCUUUAGGGCUCAGUCCACAUAGUAUUAUUCAAAGCUUUAGGCUAGGGCAUCAAUUUAUUACUAGAAAAUUGUCACAAAUUGAAUUAUGCCUCGACUUGUCCGAGAUAUCUGAGCAAGCUAUUAAUGUGCUUGUAGAAAUAGUUAAAAUUCCGUUCAACAGCAAGGUGUUAAAAAAUAUGAGCUUUUUCUUUUCACAAUUACUAGUUGAUGCAUAUGUGCAAUUAAGAAAAAUUCAACAGAGAAAAGAAGCUAGUAACAGAUCGGAACAACAUCUCUUCACACGACGUAAUUUAUUGUUUUGCGGAAUUCCAGGAGGUUCAAUUCAAGAUUCAUUUUUACUAAAUGGGAUUUGUUUUAAGCGAACUUUUUACUAUGCCGGCUAUGAACAACAACAAAAACGAAUCGAGAACCCAAAAAUUUUAAUCUUGAACCAUGAGUUAGAGCUUAAACAACAAAAAGAAUUUGCUAGAAUUGUUAUUAAUGAUCCUAGCUCAUAUCAUAAUUUUAUGGAAACUGAAUGGGAAUUGUUAAACAAAAAGCUGGAGACAAUUGUGAAGACAGGCUGCGAUAUUGUGUUAAAUCUUCAAACCAUUGGAGACAUUGCUACUCAAUACUUUACUCAGCAUGGCUUGACGUCAAUUGGACGAAUUGAUGAAGCAACACUCAAUAGUAUUGUAAAAUCUCUUGGAGGAGUAAUCAUUUCAUCACUGGAAGAUUUAGAAACGCUGCUAAACUCUACACAUGAAAUUCUCCCUGUAUAUGGAUCAUGUAAUCUCUUCGAAGAGAAAUGCAUUGGAGAAGAUUUUUAUUGUGUUCUUUCUGGUCUUCAGUGUGUUGGCAGUGAUGAAAGAAUUACAGUAGUACUUCGAGGAGAGGAAAAUAUUUUAGAAGAAGCAAAGCGAAGUAUGCAUGACGCUCUGUGUAUUCUUGAGAAUAUUGUUCAUGUUCCAGUUUGCCAUCUUGGAGGAGGAGCCACAGAACUCUAUCUAAAAACUUGUCUGAAACAGUAUUGUAACGAGUGCUCAUUAUCAACAACUAAUGAGCAAGCACUUUCUAUCAUUGAAGGUUUGAGACACUACGCAACAGCAUUGGAGGAGUUGGUGUUUAUCUUGUGUGAUAAUGCAGGACUAAAUGCUUCAAAGGUCAUUGACACCUUAUCCUCUCUCCAUGAAAAAGGAGAAUCAUACCAAUACUAUGGCCUUAACUUGUACAAGAACGCAAUUAUGAAUUUGUUACCCUCUGCUAUUUGUAAAAUAGAGGAGUCCACAGGAAAAUCUUUCAUUCGAGACAUUCCUCAAGAGCUCAGAAAUAGCACCGUAUUAGAACCGUGCAGUGUGAAGAGAAACGUGUUUCAGUCAGCCACUGAAGCUGCUUGUUUCAUUCUGUCCAUUGAUUACGUCGUGGUCAUGCCUCCUUUAGAAACAGAGAAAGAAAGAAGCGAGCGACUGGCAAAAUUGUACUCACAACAACAAGCUCUUCAAAAACAAUGGACCCAACACAUCAAAUCAGAAGAAAGAAAGAAACACGAAUAUCUUUGA
Messenger RNA from Naegleria lovaniensis, 1941 nucleotides. RefSeq lists its product as uncharacterized. Gene Ontology annotation, molecular function: ATP hydrolysis activity; ATP binding; ATP-dependent protein folding chaperone. Gene Ontology annotation, cellular component: chaperonin-containing T-complex. NCBI's taxonomy places the organism in Eukaryota, Heterolobosea, Eutetramitea, Acrasida, Naegleriidae. The transcript is spliced from 2 exons. Bases 1 to 1941 code for a protein of 646 amino acids. Gene Ontology annotation, biological process: protein folding. The record is from RefSeq and is a predicted model, not a curated record.